ACGUCGCCACGAACUCAGUAGUGUUCGUCGUAAUCUAGACAUUGUCAAAACAUGUUUUGAUUAAUAACUCGGUAUAUAUUCGAAAGAUUGUUUACUACCAUUUAGUCUUAAUUUGCCUCUCGCGAAAUAACCUACUUCUUACUUAAAAGUAUCUGCCUACAAAAAGUGACCUAUACAUAAACUGUGAAAUUGUGAAAGAAAACUAUCUAUUGAACUACUCAUACAGUAAUCAAAUUACGACUUUACCAAAGUUUUGUUCAAGGACGUCAAAACUAUAAGUUUUUAUAUUUACGUGGAACGGAACGCUUUAGGAUUGUUUUGAUUUGCUUCAGUUGGUAGUCUUGAUCGUCCGAUUUGACGUCAUGUCAGUAAACCUGUCAUUGAUUUAUUUAUAUUUGCGAAUUUUCUUAGCUUCGCCAAGGUUUACAUAAAAUUGUACAUUAUCGAGUUGUGCUUUGUCGGAAACACUGGGUGAACGGAGUGAUAUCCUCCUCAAUAUUUACAUUUACUUUGUGAAAUCCAGUGCGACAGAUCAAGCGCUAACAGUCGUCGUGUUGACUAUAUUACAUACGUUAAUUAAAAUCAGUGUAUAUAUUGUUGUGAGUGGUAUCUAAUGAGCGCGCGACAGUUCUAGAAGAGCGGAGUCUGUUUGUUUCGAAGAUGUCGUCUCUGGGCGGUCAGUGGCGCGUGAUCCGGCACUACCUGUCGCUCACGAAUCUGAACGCCGAGGUGGAGAAGCUGGUGCAGCGUAUCAAGCCUGCCACGCCCGAGCAGUGGGACGGUCUAAUCAGACGGUUUGAGAAGGCUGUAUCCGCUCGUAUCGCACCCGCUGCAAAUGUAACAAAGGAAGACAGUACAGUUAAAGCUACUACCAUAGAACACACAGACUCUAAGGCUGUUAGUGAUGUACAGAGUGAGGCUAAGACUGAACAGAAGCCAGCGGCCAACGCGGUGGCUCCUACCCCAGCCCUGGUGUCUGAGACCAAGGAGCUGACAGUGGAGAGCUUGCUGCAGGGUCUGCGGCUCAAGAAGGACACACACCUCGGCAAGAUAUCAGAACCCACAUGGAAGGAGACUCGGCCCACUGUCACCAAGACGUCGAUCCACUCGCGCACGGCGUACGUGGUGGGCGCGGUGGUGGCGGCCGAGACCAGCGCCAGCGUGCUCAGCCGCGCGGAGACGCUCGUCGAACAUCUGCACGCGUACCCGGAGGCCAGGGACUAUGCCAUCAAGGAGGGCGCGGUGCGGGCGCUGCUGCGGGUCCAACACGACCUGGACCACAGCUCGCCGCUAGCCAAGGAUAUCGAGGGCGUCGUCAACGAGGCCCUGGCGCUGGUGGGGUACGUGGCGCCGCCGGGCGGGCCGGGCGCGCGCGUGCUGUCGCUGGACGGCGGCGGCAUCCGCGGCAUCAUCGCCAUCGAGGUGCUGCGCCACCUGGAGCGGCUGACGGGGCGCCGCGUGCACGAGCUGUUCGACUACAUCGUGGGCGUGAGCACGGGCGCCAUCAUCGCGGCCGUCAUCGCCAGCGGCGUGGGCACGCUGGACACGGCCCGCGACAUGUACUACACGCUGUCGCGCGAGAUGUUCGGCAACACCUCGCUGCUGGGCGGCGGCGCGCGCCUCGUCUGGACGCACUCGUACUACGACACCAGCGCCUGGGAGAAGAUGCUGCAGGACAACCUGCGCGACUGCACGCUCACGCAGUGCAACCGCAACAACGCGCCCAAGCUGGCCGUGGGCGUGGUGUCGGUGCGUGGUGAACGCGGGGCAGCCGGGCUGUCGCCCUUCCUGUUCCGCAGCUACGAGGUGGGCUGGCGACGCCGCUCCGUGUUCCCGGGCAGCUCUCGCGCGCGGCUGUGGCACGCCGUGCGGGCCUCGGCCGCCGCGCCCACCUACUUCGCCGAGUUCCGGCUGGACGGGCUGCUGCACCAGGACGGCGGCAUCAUGGUCAACAACCCCACGGGCGUGGGCCUGCACGAGGCGCGCCUGCUGUACGGCGAGCAGGCGGUCCGCCGGGGAGUGGUCCUCAGCGUGGGGACUGGCCGCGCGCUCACCAGCCACACCGACUACCGCCGCCUCGCGAGGGACGCGCCGCAGCCCACCAGCUGGAAGGACAAGUUCAACAAGAUACUCGAUUCCGCCACCGACACUGAGGGUGUGCACCUCGUAAUGAACGACCUCCUACCGGCCGGCAGCUACUACCGCUUCAACCCGCCGCUCAUGGAGGAGUGCGCCAUGGACGAGAUCAACCCGCAGAAACUCGACAACCUAGUUGUCGACACACACGCCUACAUCAGACGCAACCAGCACAAGUUCGAGCAGGCGGCGGCCAUGCUGACGCGGCGGCGCGGGCCGCUGCAGCGCGUGCUGGACGCCGUCACGCACCGCGCGCGCCUCGCCGGACUCACGCAACACGUCUGACCCGCCGCCGCGGGGCGUGAACAGUCAACAAACUGAUACACUCCACUGGGACUACAGAUAUUCCGUCUAGUUGUAACAUACCUGAUAGUAUAGCACGCGGACGACAACGCCCGCGACAGAUUGCUUCGCCUUUUUAAUACAAUUUUAGCAAUAUCUCAUAUUUUAUACUUAUUAUUAUUAAGGUAGGCGUGGGUCCGUCUCUCGCGGGUCCCUGACCUGGCUCUAUGAGAGCUGGAAGUCGUCCGUCGUCGUAGACUAGUCUGCACUCGCAGAUGUGAAAAUGAUAUUAGUGAGUUUCUUGUAAAUGAUUGUUUGGCGCUAAGCGUCCGCUUCCGAUUUACGGAACAUGUUUGUAAAACUCUUCGUGUAACUUGUGCUUAUAAUUGUUUUAUAAACGAUUUUGUAUAGUCUAAUUAUUGUUAUAUUCAUGCAUUUUAUAAAUAUAAAUGUUGUUAGAUAAUUUACGUUAAGCAUCACCCGUAGUGAUCAUUGCAGGCCCCGGCCUGGCCGUCUAGUCAUUAGUCUCGUAGCUCCGUAGCCCCGGCAGCUACAGCUCGUAGCACGCAGUCUGCAGCUUGGCUCUCGCGAGAGAGUCGUAGUGUCUUGCUACUGUAACGCGCUGACCACGCUCCGGACUCACGCGCCGUACUUGGUCAGCGCGUUAGCGUCAUGUUAUGUAGAAUGUACGUAGUUGUCGUUAGAUUUUACAUAUUUUUUGUUAAAUCAGCGAAUGUGAUAAAUAAAUGAUUGCAAUACUUA
Molecule: messenger RNA, 3180 nt
Organism: Trichoplusia ni (cabbage looper)
Lineage: Eukaryota; Metazoa; Arthropoda; Insecta; Lepidoptera; Noctuidae
Product: calcium-independent phospholipase A2-gamma-like
Biological process (GO): arachidonate metabolic process
Cellular component (GO): membrane
Source: RefSeq, a predicted model, not a curated record